Pungitius pungitius (ninespine stickleback) is the source of this 3966-nucleotide messenger RNA. It is a transcript of the gene large1, whose product is annotated as LARGE xylosyl- and glucuronyltransferase 1. Gene Ontology annotation, molecular function: xylosyltransferase activity; glucuronosyltransferase activity. The record is from RefSeq and is a predicted model, not a curated record. The coding region runs from base 411 to 2681 and encodes 756 amino acids. Gene Ontology annotation, cellular component: Golgi apparatus. Gene Ontology annotation, biological process: protein O-linked glycosylation via mannose. Lineage: Eukaryota; Metazoa; Chordata; Actinopteri; Perciformes; Gasterosteidae. The transcript has 15 exons.
UUCUAUUUAACGGGACAGCGAGGAGAACGACACUGCUGUGUGGCAAAGCAGACCCCACAAAUCUAUCUGACACGUUUUAAGUCUUUAUCCAGCCGGCAGGGUGAGAUAACGACUGUAGUGUGACGCGAGGCUAACGGCCGAGGCUGCCCUCCCGAAACACGUCCACCCAACUGACCCAAGUCAGCGGUCUACGUCUCCUUUAGUGCAAGAAUAACGACUGGGACUAACCCAUAGACGUCCCUCUGUGAGGCAGCACCGUAUGCUUUAUUACGAGGACAAUAUUUAAUUAUUAAGGCAUAAUAAAAGCAUCGGUUCAAAGCCUCUGCAUCAGUGCCAUGAAUCAGCCUGAACAACAGAUGCCACCCACAUAGGUCACGUUACCUGCCUUUCUGUUUGCUUCGAACCAGAGGAUGCUGGGAAUGUGUCGUGGGCGAAGGAAGUUACUGGUGGCCUCUUUUGCACUGCUUUUCAUCCCGGCACUCACCUGGCUUUACCUGUCAGUCGGGAGCUUUCAGUUGAAGCCCCUCCCCGUGUCUCCAUUGGAAGCCCAAUCAUCAAUGGCGGUGGGCGGACGUGGCGAGCGGAAGGCCUUAGAGCUGCGGGUCCGGGCCGUUGAGGAGGAGAACUACGCACUGCGCCGGGAGUUGAGCCGAACACCGAGGAGCCCGUCCGCACACCAUCCAAAUAGUGAUCACCGCGGAAACCAAACCCGAAAUCAUUCAGAGGAAGGCACUGGUGACAAUGAGGGCCAGAAGUCUGCUGCGGUUGUGGGAAACAGCUCAGACUGUGUGCAGCAGCCAAUGGUGGAUAAGUGUGAGACCAUCCAUGUGGCCAUCGUAUGUGCAGGUUACAACGCCAGUCGAGACGUGGUUACACUGGUUAAAUCUGUCCUAUUCCACAGACGGAACCCACUACAUUUCCAUUUCAUCACAGACUCCAUCGCUCGGCAGAUCCUGUCCUCUCUGUUCCAUACCUGGAUGGUCCCUGCCGUCAAGGUCGACUUCUACAAUGCAGAUGAGCUAAAGUCAGAGGUUUCAUGGAUCCCAAACAAACAUUACUCUGGAAUCUACGGCCUGAUGAAGCUCGUGCUCACUAAGACGCUGCCAUCCGACCUGCAGAGAGUCAUUGUCCUGGAUACAGAUAUUACAUUUGCCACGGACAUCGCUGAACUCUGGGCUGUUUUCCACAAGUUUAAAGGUCAGCAGGUUCUUGGUCUGGUGGAGAACCAGAGUGACUGGUACCUGGGAAAUCUGUGGAAGAACCAUCGACCCUGGCCGGCUCUGGGCAGAGGCUUCAACACUGGAGUCAUUUUGCUUCUCCUGGACCAUCUGAGGAAGCUGAGAUGGGAGCAGAUGUGGAGGCUGACUGCAGAGAGAGAGCUAAUGAGCAUGCUGUCCACCUCCUUGGCAGACCAGGACAUCUUCAACGCUGUGAUCAAACAGAACCCGUUCCUGAUUCACCAGCUGCCCUGCUUCUGGAACGUGCAGCUGUCCGACCACACCCGAUCCGAGAAGUGCUACAAAGACGUGUCAGACCUCAAGGUGAUCCACUGGAAUUCUCCCAAGAAGUUGCGCGUGAAGAACAAGCACGUUGAGUUUUUUCGGAAUCUCUAUCUGACCUUUCUGGAGUACGAUGGCAACCUGCUACGGCGAGAGCUGUUUGGCUGUCCCAGCGAGGCUGACCACAACAGUGAAAAUCUUCAGAAGACUCUAUCAGAGCUGGAUGAAGAUGAUCCUUGCUACGAGUUUCGCCGAGAACGAUUCACAGUCCACCGAACGCACCUCUACUUCCUCCACUACGAGUAUGAACCCAGCUCCGACAACACAGACGUCACGCUAGUCGCCCAGCUUUCUAUGGACAGGCUCCAGAUGCUGGAGGCCAUUUGUAAGCACUGGGAAGGCCCCAUCAGCCUCGCCCUGUACCUGUCCGAUGCCGAGGCUCAGCAGUUCCUGCGCUACGCUCAGGGCUCCGAGGUACUAAUGAGCCGUGGAAAUGUUGGUUACCACAUCGUCUACAAAGAGGGACAGUUCUACCCAGUCAACCUGCUGCGUAAUGUUGCCAUGCGGCACGUCAACACACCCUUCAUGUUCCUGUCCGAUAUUGACUUCCUACCUAUGUACGGCCUGUACAAGUACCUUAGGAAGUCAGUGUUGCAACUGGACAUGACCAGUGCCAAGAAAGCCCUAGUGGUUCCAGCUUUUGAGACCCUGCGAUACCGUCUGUCUUAUCCUAAAUCCAAAGCUGAGCUGCUCUCUCAGCUGGAUAUGGGUACACUCUUCACCUUUAGGUACCAUGUUUGGACUAAAGGCCAUGCACCAACUAACUUUGCCAAAUGGCGCACAGCCACCACGCCCUACAGGGUGCAGUGGGAAGCCGACUUUGAGCCUUACGUCAUGGUGAGGAGGGAUAGUCCUGAAUAUGACCGCCGCUUUGUGGGCUUCGGCUGGAACAAGGUUGCUCACAUCAUGGAGCUGGAUGCACAAGAGUAUGACUUUGUGGUGCUGCCCAAUGCCUACAUGAUCCACAUGCCUCAUGCGCCAAGCUUCGAUAUCACCAAGUUCCGUUCCAACAAGCAGUACCGGGUUUGCCUCAAGAUCCUGAAGGAAGAGUUCCAGCAGAACAUGUCGCGGCGCUAUGGCUUUGCCGCUCUAAAAUAUAUGACAGCCGAGAACAACAGCUAGCCACCACUGGAGACCCUCAUUCUCUCGGCCCUGAACUUCUCAUACCCUCCAUGGGCAGGGGAGGGGGCAGGAAACUGAUGGCCCCAUGCGAGGAUUUCGAGAUGCUUUGUUUUGAACAAUUGACCACGGGUGUGGGUCUUCAUGACUUUUUUUUGUCCUGUGCAGUAGCUUUAAAUGCUGGGAAAGAGGAUGCAUAUCCAGAGCUCUGGCCCUGGCAUCUGACACUGAACAGUCAAGGAAAGCAGACAUUGCCCUAUUUGUAAGGCUAGUGACAGAGCUGUUGGCAACAAGUGACAUUAUGUAUGUAUGCGUGUACGUUCGUGCAAGUACAGCAAAUUUGUGACUGUGUAUAUGUAUGUCCCUCCCAGCACAGUGCUUGGCAAAAAGCUUAAGAGAGCUGAAGAUGUGAGUAAAGCCUUGUGGGCUUACCUUGUUUGCACGCACUCUGAUUGUCAAACACCUGUAGCGGUCUGAUUGACAGCAGGCGUCUACUUUUACAAACAAACAACAAGCAAACCGUCCCCAGCAAGGCCAGAUAAGACAAAUAGGUUAAGAUCCCCACAAUGUUUUUAAUUUUAUUGCCGAUCAGAAUAAAUCCUCCUCCUCCAAUGCCAUGGGAAGUAAAGUGCAUUGACAAUUUGUCAAUGCCGAGUAUGUCAAUUUCACUGUGAUAUUUAACAUUAUAUUCAAUGGUAGAUGCUCAAAAUUAAUUGGAAUGAAUCCUGAUGGGAUUGCAAAUGUCUCCUGGUUUUUCCAGUUGAAAUUCAUGUAUAUUAUCUUAAAGGGGGUGAUGAUGAGACACACGAAGCUGUUUGGCAACUGCCACCGGAAGACAAACACCGCACUGGCAGUAGACGUCAGACGUCCCAUCAGGCUCUUCCUGAGGAAAGAGAGAGACAGCGAUUAUUCCUUGUUCUGCCAUACAAAUGCAGGCCGUGGGUCCUCUUACCCUGAGACUGGUUUGGAAUGAGUCAGGUUCUCACUCCUUCAAGACAGUCUCGCAUCGGUAUGCUCUAGUUGAGGUUAAAAAGUCUCCUGAUUGCCUAAUUCAAUCCACCUGUGAGGGACAACAAAAAAUACCUGGGUAGGGAGAAGUUCCCUGUGAGGAUCCUCUGGGGUAGUACCGCCCAUCCAACACCAUGCCUCUUGCUUGUCUUUGUUUUCACCGGCUGGGCCAUCAGUGUGUGUGUGUGUGUGUGUGUGUGUGUGUGUGUGUGUGUGUGUGUGUGUGUGUGUGUGUGUGUGUGUGUGUGUGUGUGUGUGUGUGUGUGUGUGUGGGGGGGGG